This is a messenger RNA of Nelumbo nucifera (sacred lotus), 2957 nucleotides long. RefSeq lists its product as uncharacterized. The record is from RefSeq and is a predicted model, not a curated record. NCBI's taxonomy places the organism in Eukaryota, Viridiplantae, Streptophyta, Magnoliopsida, Proteales, Nelumbonaceae.
AUUGGGAUGUGUUUUGUUAGCAGGUGAUUCGGAUUCCUUCGGAAGAGCAGCGAAAGAAAGCUGCGAAACACCAUAGGGACUGAGGGAGAUGCUUUCUUCUCACUACUGGUCAGCCAAACGCAAAGCAGAAAAGAAAAGCUUGUCUUGCUUGAAUCGUAGUUGCAGUAGUCGUCGCUUGUUUGCCGACCAACGGGCUGCAAAUGGCUGAUUACGUCGCAUUACUGAAGGACCAAGGAGAAGCCGUAGAAGAUGAAGAGCCCAAGGUUAAGAGAAGAAGCAGUCGCAUCGCCUCUCUCGACGUCUUCCGUGGUCUUUCCGUCUUCCUCAUGAUGUUGGUUGAUUAUGCUGGUCCAGUUCUUCCUUCCAUUGGCCAUUCCCCAUGGAAUGGUCUACACUUGGCGGACUUUGUGAUGCCUUUCUUUCUUUUCAUUGCUGGUUUUGCUCUUGCACUUGCUUACAAGAAUGUAACAGACAGAGUACUGGCUACACACAAGGCGGUGCUAAGAGCAGUGAAACUCUUCUUUCUUGGUAUUUUUCUUCAAGGUGGUUAUUUGCAUGGAACAGCUUCCUUGACUUUUGGUGUUGAUAUUGAACGGAUACGCUGGUUUGGCAUUUUACAGAGAAUAUCUAUUGGAUGCAUAGUUGCUGCUUUAUGUGAAAUUUGGUUUCCCUGUAAAAUCCAAAGGGAAGGUCGGCUUUUCAAGGGUUCUUAUUUGCACUGGUGUUUGGCUUUUGCAUUAUUGACCAUAUAUACGGGGCUAUUAUAUGGUUUAUAUGUUCCAGAUUGGCAAUUUAGACUGCAACGCUCAACCCCUUCUGUGCUGUCAUCAAAUGACAGUGAUAUUAUUUACAGGGUGAAGUGUGCAGUUAGAGGUGACCUUGGACCGGCAUGUAAUUCUGCUGGAGUGAUUGAUCGUUAUGUUCUUGGUGUUGAUCAUCUAUAUAGAAAUCCUGUUUAUAGAAAAUUGAAGGAAUGCAAUAGUUCCAAGAGUGGCCAAAUUUCAGAUCCUUCACCUUCAUGGUGCUAUGCUCCUUUUGAUCCUGAAGGCAUUUUAAGCUCCUUAACAGCUGCUGUGGCCUGCAUCAUAGGACUCCACUACGGCCAUGUCCUUGUACAGUUAGAGGACCACAGGAGUCGGCUUCUUCAUUGGAUAUCACUUUCAAUUUUUCUGUUAUCCCUUGGUUUUUUGCUGACCUUUCUAGGAAUCCCCCUAAACAAACCUCUAUAUACAAUCAGUUAUCUGCUUGUUACAUCUGCUUCUGCAGGGAUAACUUUUUGUGUUCUGUAUUUACUGGUGGAUGUUUGUAAUUACAAAUGGUUGGCAUGUUUGUUGGAGUGGAUGGGAAAACAUUCUCUAAGUAUCUUUAUCCUUGUGACUUCUAACUUGGUUAUCAUUGCAAUUCAAGGAUUCUAUUGGGUUUCUCCUGAAAAUAACACUAUUCAUUGGAUUGUAUCACACUUUGUACGAUAAUCUAUAAUUACUUCUAAGAUGUAUGAUAUAUUCUGUGGGAGGUAAUGCCAUGUCUCAUGAAGUUCUAUUUUCUCCUUUUUCAAGUGUUAAUGAAAACCAAACUCAGUAGAAAUUGAAUCCUUGAGAAGAUCAAGUUUGAAUUGCUGACUUUUUGGAAAUUUCAUGCCUCCCUCAGAAAAGAACUGUGGCAUGUAGAUUUUAUGGACGACUGGGCUACAACCUUCCCAUUAUAUUUAUGGAAUAUGAAUAUACAGCAUUUUGAAGGAGUCCUGUUCAGCUCCAAAUAAAUGCAGAAUUUUGCCCCUUUCUCGUUCUUCACAAAUGCUGUUACUUCAGCAAAACCGCAAAUUAGUCUCUUUGGUGCAGUACUUCUCCAUGGAGGGUCUUUGCAGUGGAACCUCCAUAGGUUUUCUGCGCUUUGAUAACAACCCUAAUUUCAUUAUGACAACUAUGUUUUCAGCCUAGAAUUUUUCCAAGUUCUCUACCAUGUUAAACAAAUUUCUUCUAUACUGCACCAUUGUAAAGUCUUUAGAAGUUUUUUUCCCACACUUCUUUAGAAACAAAUUAUAAUUGCAUUAAUUUCUCAUUUGUAAUUCCAACCAUGGAGACCAAGCACUUUAUGCUUAUGUUAACACUGCAAAAAGACAUUUUGGAUAGUGUCUGUUUUGUUGAAACUGGAUUUUCCUUACGUCUUGCAGCUUCUGCAACUUAGUUAAAGUUGUCUUACUCAACCCUUCAAUGGCACUUUUGUGUCGUAUAUUGUACAUCCAUUUGUAUAAUUUCUUGGGAAAGAAGAGUAUACAUUAAUUUCCUCAAGCCUUGAAUUCAAAAUUACAGUCGCUAUGUAACCAUGCUGAUUAAAGUGUUUUAUGGAACUACAAGAUUGUUGGGGAGGAACUGGAUCUGGGAUACAAAGUUCCAAGCAGUAAGGCUUGACCACUCACUAUGAGCAGGAAAUUUUUGUUGCUAAAUCAGUGAAGGCUUGAGGCUCAGGUCUAAACAGGGCAUUGUCCUUGCUCCUACUCCAAUCGGCAUGACUAUCUCUUUAGGCGAAUAAAUUGCAAAAGAGACUGGAGUGAGGCAGAAGCAUUCAUUGCAUCAUAGUUUGAUGAUUUGCUCAUGUUACGUCCUCGCAAGUGGAAUCAUCCGGGUAGCUUGUUCACCAAGCAGGAUGUUGGCCAUGUUAGCAUCUCCGAAUUCCGAUACCACCCUCUAUGUCGAUUAUGUUGGUCGUAUCCUUUUGCUCUGGAUUCUUUUUUAUCUAUUGACUAUUGAAAGUGAAGAAAAGGACCGGUAGAGAUGAUCUACCUUUGACUGAGCCAAUAGGACAAUAGAAGGAUGAAGUGGGGAAGUGAACCAAGUAAUGGUUUAUCAAAUAAUGUCUAUUUGCCAUUAAACCAAAGUAUGUUCUUUCUUUGGGAAACAAUUGCAGAGAUGUUGAUGUUAUCAUAUUAUAUUGAGUAUCUCGUCUUUCUCAGGUUUUGU